Arvicanthis niloticus (Nile rat) is the source of this 2042-nucleotide messenger RNA. NCBI's taxonomy places the organism in Eukaryota, Metazoa, Chordata, Mammalia, Rodentia, Muridae. The record is from RefSeq and is a predicted model, not a curated record.
AAUGGGCGAGCGCGGUGGAGGGAAAAAGGCCGAGGGCGAAGGGUUGGCCAGACGCAGGGACGCCGCACGCCGUGAGUAGAGGAGUGAGGGCAAAGGCGGGGACCGGGUGGUGGUUCCACUCUCCCGGGCCUCGGCCGGCACAGGCCUGACUAGACGCCAACGCUGUUCCGCCAGAGAAGGUCUGGCGUGGCAGGAUGACCUCUGGCUCCCGCGGCCUCUCCUUCGGCCACGCCUCCUGGUCGGUUGGCGUCGCUGUGGCCCGGGAGCUAGGGGCUAAGCCACCUCCUGCCGCACCCUGUCAUUACCGGGCUGAUUGCCCGCAGUUUUUUUAGUCCUUUCGUGGGGCUCCCGGUUGGUGUCGUUCAUCCAACCACUGACUCGGCUUGUAAAUAUCGGGCGUCGAGCUAGGCACUGGAUGAAAGGAGAUAGCUCGGUCCCUGUCAUCAUUUAGUGGUUUGUUUUUUUAUUAUUGACUUAUGUAUGUGUAUGUGCCUAUAAGAGCUUAUUGCAACAGGUAUGUGCAGGAGUUCGUAGAAACCAGAAAAGGGAGUAAAGGAUCCCCUGGAACUGGAAAUUUUGAGCAACUGUCAGCCGCCAUGUGGGUGCUGGGAAUAUAGGUCCUCAGAUCAAUGAUGAUGUUUGGAAAAAUUUCAAGGCAGCUCUUCAGCUUAAAGAAAAUCCCAUGGUCGUGUGACUCCAGAUACUUCUGGGAAUGGUUGAAUACAGUGUUUAAUAAAGUAGAUUAUGAACGAAUCAAGGAUGUUGGCCCUGACAGGGCAGCAUCUGAGUGGCUACUUCGGUGUGGAGCCAAAGUACGCUACUGUGGCCACCAGAAGUGGCUACAGGACUAUAACAAACUCCCAGGAGGCUCCGUGGACAGAUACAAGAUUCAAGCAAUUGAUGCCACCGAUUCUUGUAUCAUGGACAUUGGGUUGGAACACAUGGUGGGUCUAGAGCAUGUUGAAAAAAUAACACUGUGCAAGUGUCAUUAUAUUGAAGAUAACAGUUUGCAGAGGCUUAGUCAACUUGAAAAUUUACGAAAAAGCCUAUUGGAGCUGGAAAUAAUUGCCUGUGGAAAUGUCACAGACAACGGCAUCAUUGCUUUGCGACAUUUUAGGAACCUCAGGUAUUUGUUCUUAAGUGAUCUUCCUGGAAUAAAAGAUAAAGAAUACCUUGCCCAGGUCUUUAAGACAGCACUGCCUUCUCUGGAACUAAAAUUAAACCUGAAGUAAAAUAAGUGUCUGGUUUCACUAUUAAGGAUCACUUGAAAUUGCUGAUAUUAGAUAGCUACAAAUAUUACAUAAUCACCAAUAGAACUGUGAAAAUGAUUUACAAGUGGAGAAUGGAUGUCAGGAAGAGAAUAAAUAAUCAAAAGUGACUCAGUAAAGUUAUUUAGUUGGAUGUGAAAAAUUAUGUACAUUGAAUCAUUUUUAAAAAUACAACAUAGCAUUUUAAUUCUAAUGUAUUUCUCAGUAAUAUACAUAUAUGUAGAUGUUAAUGUAGAGUUCUUUAAACUGCAAUGUGAAUAUUCUUUCUUAUAAUAAUUUACAUCACAUUGAAGCAUGUUACUGUAAAUGUACAAUUAUGAAAACCUGAAAGCUCAGUUACAGAUUCACUGAUGGGCUUCAUUGUACAGAGCUGUCAGUGGUGUUGAGAACAGCAUGCCUGCCGUAUCACUUCCCAGGAUUUGCAUGAUUGCUCAAGCUGCAUUCCUAAUAGUGCGUACUUUUAAAAAUACCCUUGCUCAGAAAGAGAGGUGCUGGCUGCUUUGUCCUACUUUAAAGUUUUGGGCUACUUCCUGCUGUUAAAACAGAAGGCAAUACUUAUCUACACCCAACUAGUUUUGCUGGUAAAACAAACAGAGGAAACAGGCAACCCUACUCUCCAUCUGCUUCAAACAGGAAUGCUUGUCUGUUAGAAGCUAAUUUUGCUAUCUCUCGAAUACUUUGAAUUCUACCUUCUGUGAACUCAAGGUAUAUAAAAAUAUAAAUACAAAAAUGAAUUUUAUAUCUAGAAAAGACUAAUAAAGAAUGCCAUAAGUA